AUGGGGAGCUGCGCGCGGCUGCUGCUGCUCUGGGGCUGCUCCGCGGUGGCCGCAGGACUGAGUGGAGUAGCUGGAGUGAGUUCCCGCUGUGAAAAAGCCUGCAACCCUCGGAUGGGAAAUUUGGCUUUAGGGAGAAAACUCUGGGCAGACACCACCUGCGGUCAGAACGCCACUGAGCUGUACUGCUCCUACAGUGAGAACGCUGAUCUGACUUGUCGGCAGCCCAAAUGUGACAAAUGCAAUGCCGCCCAGCCUCACGUGGCUCACCUGCCAGCUGCCAUGGCAGACUCAUCCUUCAGGUUCCCUCGCACGUGGUGGCAGUCCGCUGAGGAUGUGCACAGAGAAAAAAUCCAGUUAGACCUGGAAGCCGAAUUCUACUUCACUCAUCUCAUUAUGGUGUUCAAGUCCCCCAGGCCAGCAGCCAUGGUGCUGGACCGCUCCCAGGACUUUGGGAAGACGUGGAAGCCUUACAAGUACUUUGCAACGAACUGCUCGGCUACAUUUGGCUUGGAAGAUGAUGUUGUCAAGAAGGGAGCGAUUUGCACUUCGAGAUACUCCAAUCCCUUUCCGUGCACUGGAGGAGAGGUUAUUUUCAGAGCUUUGUCACCACCAUAUGAUGCAGAGAACCCUUAUAGUGCCAAAGUGCAGGAGCAAUUGAAGAUCACCAACCUCCGUGUGCAGUUGCUAAAACGACAGUCUUGCCCCUGUCAGAGAAAUGACCUGACCACAAAGCCUCAACAUUUUACACAUUAUGCAAUCUAUGAUUUCAUUGUCAAGGGCAGCUGCUUCUGUAACGGCCAUGCGGAUCAAUGCGUUCCUGUUGAUGGCUUCAGACCUGUCAAAGCCCCAGGAGCAUUCCAUGUGGUCCAUGGGAAGUGUAUGUGUAAGCACAACACAGCAGGCACCCACUGCCAACACUGUGCACCAUUAUACAAUGACCGCCCCUGGGAGGCAGCUGAUGGCAAAACAGGAUCUCCUAAAGAGUGCAGAACCUGCAAGUGCAAUGGGCAUGCUGAUGCCUGUCACUUUGACAUUAAGGUGUGGGAGGCAUCAGGUAAUCGUAGUGGGGGUGUCUGCAAUGACUGUCAGCACAACACAGAAGGUCAGCAUUGCCAGCGAUGUAAGCCAGGCUUCUACCGGGACCUCCGGAGACCUUUUUCUGCUCCAGAUGCUUGCAAAAAGUGUUCCUGUCAUCCAGUGGGAUCAGCUGUCCUUCCUUUCAGCUCAGUGACCUUCUGUGACCCCAGCAAUGGUGACUGCCCUUGCAAGCCUGGGGUGGCAGGGCCACAUUGUGACAGGUGUAUGGUGGGGUACUGGGGCUUCGGAGACUAUGGCUGCAGGCCCUGUGACUGCGCAGGGAGCUGUGACCCACUCACAGGCGAUUGCAUCAGCAGCAGCACAGACAUGGACUGGUAUCAUGAAAUUCCUGACCUCCAUUCCAUGAACAAUAAAAGUGAACCAGCCUGGGAGUGGGAGGGUGAGCAAGGAUUUUCUGCACUUCGACACUCAGGUAAAUGUGAAUGUAAAGAACAGGUGUUAGGAAACCCCAAGGCAUUCUGUGGAAUGAAAUAUUCAUAUGUGCUAAAAAUAAAGAUUUUAUCAGCUCAUGACAAAGGAUCUCAUGCUGAGGUCAAUGUGAAGAUUAAAAAAGUCUUAAAAUCUACCAAAUUGAAAAUUUUACGAGGAAAACGAACAUUAUAUCCAGAAUCGUGGACUAACAGAGGCUGCACUUGUCCAAUCCUCAAUCCUGGUUUGGAGUACCUUGUGGCAGGACAUGAAGAUGUAAGAACAGGCAAAUUAGUCGUGAAUAUGAAAAGUUUUGUCCAGCACUGGAAGCCAUCCCUUGGAAGAAAAGUGAUGGAUAUUUUAAAAAGAGAGUGCAAGUAG
Molecule: messenger RNA, 1887 nt
Organism: Puma concolor (puma)
Lineage: Eukaryota; Metazoa; Chordata; Mammalia; Carnivora; Felidae
Gene: NTN4
Product: netrin 4
Biological process (GO): axon guidance; tissue development; basement membrane assembly
Cellular component (GO): laminin trimer
Molecular function (GO): protein binding
Source: RefSeq, a predicted model, not a curated record